UAUUGUAGCAAAGUUCAUAGCACGGCAUGGAAAUGAUGCAAGGUUGGAUCGACUUGGGGACCAAGUUGGGUCUGGAGGACGAGGCAUUACAGGACUUUGUCAAGGAACAGCAGGACCGCGAACGUGAGGAGAGAGCGGCUGUUAGAGAGGAGCUCCGACUUAAGGAGGAGAGGGAGCUAAAACUAAUGGAGUUAACGGUACAGGAGAAGACCGAGGCGGUAAGACUCCAAACUAUGGCGAGAGGGAGAGAGGAAGGGAAAGCUAGAUUGGGAAGGUACAAUCCCAAAUUACCUCCCUUUGAUGAAACAAAGGAUGAUUUGGACUCCUACCUAAGGAGAUUUGAAACUUUUGUGUUAGCACAGGGCUGGGAUGAGGAGAACUGGGCGGUGGCUCUUAGUACAUUACUAAAGGGAAAGGCCUUGGAAGUUUUCUCAAGGUUGUCGCCAGAGACAGCUCUGCACUAUCGUUUGCUUAAGGAAGCAUUAUUGAAGCGGUUUGACUAUACAGAGGAUGGAUUUCGUAAGAAAUUUCGUGAGAGUAGAGUAGAUGAUAGAGAGACUUUUUCACAGUUUGCUGUGCGUCUGGAAAAUUAUUUUACUCGUUGGUUAGAUAUGGCCAAGUGUAGCAAGACAUAUGACGCGUUGAAAGAUCUUGUUAUUCGCGAACAGCUGCUUAUGUUGUGUCAAAAGGAACUAGUUAUAUUCCUUAAGGAAAGGAAACCAGAUUCAAUAGAACAGCUUUCACUACUGGCAGACCAGUUCAUGGAAGCUAGAAGACAACCAGCCAAAAACUUUAUGGUAAGGAAUUCUCCCUUCAGUAAACCCGUGACUCAACAUACCAGCAAUGCUAAUGGGGGCCCUAACCGAUCCAGUGGAAAUCCCUCUACAGGAAAUAGGAACACAAACCCUACGUACACGGAUACUAGGAAGUGUUUCAACUGUCAAGGUAUUGGUCACAUCGCGGCUAAGUGUCCCAAUAGAGGAACAAAGGGGAAGUCUAUGGCAAUACAGAGUCCAGAACCAAGUUUACCAGUGAAGAGUGGGUUGUUGGGAGACUGUAAAGUCAGUGUACUGAGAGAUACGGGAUGUAGUGGCAUAGUCGUGCGCAGUAACUUGGUAGGAAAGUCUCAAUACUUGGGUUACAAUAAGACCUGUAAGUUGGCUGAUGGUACUGAAUUAACCCUUCCUGUAGCUGAGGUGUAUAUAUGCUCUCCAUUUUUCACAGGAAAGGCCGAAGUAUGGUUGAUGGAGAAUCCUGUGUAUGAUGUGUUGAUAGGAAACGUACAAGGGGCAAAGGAGCCAGACAUACCAGAUGUGGUUGCAGCAGUACAGACACGAGCUCAGAUUCGGGAACAACAGCAGGGUACAAAACCUCUGAAGGUUCCACCUCUUCUAAAGGAAGUCGCUUCGAGAACGGACAUGAUCCAAGCACAGAUGGAUGACCAGUCAUUAAAAAACCUUCAUGAUCUUGCCCGACAGGGAAAGAUAAAGGAAACUCCUAAUGGGAAUGUUUCUUGUUUUACAUACCGGAAAGGUCUGCUGUAUCGGAAGAUAGAGAAACUAGGGGAAAUAACCCAUCAGGUGGUGGUGCCUAGUCCAUUCAGAGAAGCUGUCCUACAACUAGCACACGACGGCAUCAUGGCGGGGCACAUGGGAAUCAAAAGGACUACUGAGAGAGUCAUGUCGGGAUUCUUUUGGCCUGGAUGUAAAAUAGAUGUAUCUAGAUACUGUAAAUCGUGUGACAUAUGCCAACGAACCAUACAGAAAGGACGUGUUAACAAAGCACCGCUUGGAGAAAUGCCAAUCAUAGGGCAAGCUUUUGAAAGGGUAGCAGUAGAUUUAAUUGGACCUCUGAUUCCUGCUUCAGAUAGAGGACACAGGUACAUAUUAACUCUUGUAGACUUUGCAACCAGAUAUCCAGAGGCUGUACCUUUAAAGAAAAUUGACACAGAAAGCGUGGCGGAUGCAUUGCUUGACAUAUUUAGCCGUGUUGGGGUCCCCAGAGAAAUCCUCAGUGAUCGAGGCGGACAAUUUACCUCGGAAAUGAUGGCUGAAGUUAGUAGGUUGCUUUCCAUGAAGCAGCUAGUUACUACGCCUUAUCACCCAGCAUGCAACGGCUUAGUCGAGAGAUAUAAUGGCACACUGAAGUCAAUGUUGAAGAGGAUGUGCACGGAACGUCCAAAAGAUUGGGACCGUUAUGUAAGUCCACUUCUUUUUGCGUAUCGCGAGGUACCGCAGGAGUCAUUAGGGUUUGCGCCAUUUGAACUCCUUUUUGGCCGGACAAUACGAGGACCUAUGGAAAUCUUAAGAGAACUCUGGACCAAGGAUGUUGAUAACUCGGAAACCAAAACCACUUAUCAAUACGUGCUUGACCUGAAAGAAAAGCUAGAAGAAACGUGCCAGCUAGCGCGAGAAAAUCUUACGCGAGCAAGGAGAGUACAGAAGAAACAGUACGACAGAAAUGCCAGGAGGAAAGACCUCGGAGAAGGCGACAAGGUACUAGUUCUACUACCUACAAAAAGUAACAAACUCGAACUGCAAUGGAAGGGACCUUUUCAAGUUGUCAAGGCAACCAAUUUGGACUACAAAAUUGACAUGGGUAAUAAAAUCAAAACUUUUCAUGCAAACAUGCUUCAGAAGUAUGUGGAGAGAGAGACAGCUCAGACUACAUAUAGCAGACAGCAGGAAAAAGGAAUUUUAGCUUCGGUGUCAUUGUCUGUUGUUGAGGAAACGUCUGAGGAGGUUUACCCUAUUCCAAUGCCAGGAAUAGAGUCAUCAGAGUCGGUAGAGGAUUGUCAUGUGUCAGAGACGCUUGAGGAUACAGCUCAACAACAAAUGAGGUCAUUACUACAGGAAUUUAGUGAUGUUAUGACGGAUCUUCCUGGCUGUACACCAUUAACGAAACAUGACAUUCGGACAACUACAGAUCAGCCUGUAAGGGUGAAACCCUACCCGGUGCCAUAUCAGGUGACCGAGACAAUUAAAAGGGAGCUUCAUAAAAUGUUGGAAAUGGACAUUAUAGAGAAAUCAGAUUCUGACUACAGCUCACCUGUCGUUCUGGUACGGAAAAAGGAUGGAACGUGUCGGUUCUGUGUGGACUACCGUCAAUUGAACAAGAUAACCAUCUUUGACGCGGAACCAAUGCCAUCGACAGAGGACUUGUUUGUAAAGUUGGCCAGAUGCAAGUACCUAAGCAAGAUAGACUUAAGCAAGGGAUAUUGGCAGGUGCCUAUGACGGAUCAGGCAAAACGACGUAGUGCAUUUACAACACCCAUGGGUCUUUAUCAGUUUAAGGUGAUGAGUUUUGGGUUAGUCAACGCACCUGCAACUUUUAGUCGGCUAAUGAGGAAGGUGUUGGAAGGAAUGAAUGACUUGGAUAAUUUCCUGGAUGAUAUACUGGUGUUCACAGUCACAUGGGAGGAACACCUCGAAAGCCUACACAGCCUACUCCAACGCUUGCGGGACUCAAAACUCACAGCAAGGCCAACGAAAUGUUUCUUUGGUUACGAGGAGCUGGAAUGCUUAGGACACAUGGUGGGACAAGGUACACUACGACCUGUGGCAGAAAAACUUGAUUCCAUUCAGCGAGCACCUGUACCCUCGACAAAACGGCAAGUGAGAUCAUUUAUCGGACUAGCCAGCUACUACCGCAAAUUUAUUCCAAAUUUUGCAGCUAUUGCCGUCCCCCUUACAGAUCUUACCAAAAAGGGAAUGCCCAACAAAGUGAUAUGGGAGGUUGCACAAGAGGAAGCGUUCAACACUCUCAAAGAACUGCUUAUGUCGGAACCAGUAUUACGUCUGCCUGAUCUUGACAAGGAGUUUACACUUAGAACAGAUGCAUCAGAUCUGGGUCUAGGGGCAAUACUACUCCAAGAAUGUGAUGGAAAAUUUCACCCGAUUGCUUAUGCCAGCAGAAAACUGUUACCUAGGGAACGCAGAUAUGCGGUCAUGGAGAAGGAGUGUCUGGCCUUGGUAUGGGGUGUUAUGAAAUUCCAGCGAUACUUGCUUGGCAAGGAAUUUUGUGUAGAGACAGACCACCAACCAUUGACUUGCCUCAGCAAAAGCAAGGUAGCGAAUGCAAGGAUCAUGAGGUGGGCCAUGCUCCUGCAACCAUUUAGGAUGAGGAUUAAGGCAAUCCCAGGCAGAGACAAUGUCGGUGCAGACUUUCUGAGUCGGGCUAUGAACGAAUAGUGUAGUUGCCAUUAUACAGUGUAGUUGCCAUUAUACAGUAUGUUGCCAUUAUACAGUAUAGGUGGAAGUAGACAGUGACUUACCAUUUUAGAUGGACAUUUUUUAUAUGGUAUGUCAAGAUGGGGGUUAAGAUGCUUUGUUUGUAUAUAUAGAAGUAGUGGAUGCUACUUAUUCACAGCAUUGAUCAUAAGGUACACACAUACUCUAGAAAGGGGGAAGUGUCAAGAUAUGACAUGUGGGUAGUUACCCUUUUAAUCAGAUAUAGAUUGAACUACGAUUUUACCGUAAAUAUAAAUAGUGUUACUUUACGUGAUUUGAAUUUACCCGCCUAAAAUCCAGACCGUGGUUUAGAAUGUAUAUACCUGUUGCCACGGGGUUCACUUGUAUAAAACCGGGUGGGAGGUUUUAGCCAAUCAGAAUUAAGAUAGGCCGAUCUCCGGGCAGAGGAGAAAAACACGAUCCACCUGGGCGGCACGUUGCUGAAAGCAGCAACAAGAGUAUGGAGAUAUUUCAUUGUUUCACUAGUAUUUGACCAUGGAAAUGCUCCGUGGAGGCAGAGUGAUGGGGUGAACGUGAGGAUGGGGACCUGACCAGGACAGCGGGGCAUGACUUAGGCCAGUAUCAGCUUUAGGCAUCUUCAUGGGCGAACGACCUGUAUACUGUGGCAGUUUGAGUGUACGUCGUACAGCUGACCACACGGACCAUCCCUCUACGGCUCAUAUAUCUAUGCGGCACUCCAACGUAGGCGGCGAUACACCUGGGGUUCACGCACCGAGACUCUCUCAUCUUGCUGGAAUGCGGUAACCAAUACAGUGGCUUCCAAUAUGUGAUGUUCUGAACUGAACUGUGUAAUUGAACUGUGUACUGGAACUAAUUACAACCAUUUAUUCUACGGACACGGAAUUGAGUUGAAUUAUGUGACAUUCUAGGGUAAAUUGAAUAGAAUUCUAAUAUUAAUUCAUGAAAAGUAUUCAUGGUAAGGUUAUACGCAGGCUAGUCAAUAGUUUAUCAUACUGGUAAUUUUGUAAUAUGUGGUAAAAGACGUUGUGUACGUUUGCUCUAGUCAUAUUGUAUCAUUGAAAUACUUAGUGGCCACAGCAGCCAGUAUUGUUAUUUUUCCUAUCUGGCGUGUGGAAGUAAAUCAUUAGGGAUGGAAUUCCUGAUAUUAUAGUACUUUACUUAUGUUGAAUAUUUGUAUAUAAAUUGUUACUUGAAAAUUUA
This is a messenger RNA of Pecten maximus, 5411 nucleotides long. RefSeq lists its product as uncharacterized. The record is from RefSeq and is a predicted model, not a curated record. Gene Ontology annotation, molecular function: nucleic acid binding; zinc ion binding. The transcript has 2 exons. Gene Ontology annotation, biological process: DNA integration. The coding region runs from base 27 to 4190 and encodes 1387 amino acids. NCBI's taxonomy places the organism in Eukaryota, Metazoa, Mollusca, Bivalvia, Pectinida, Pectinidae.